Molecule: messenger RNA, 567 nt
Organism: Colias croceus (clouded yellow)
Lineage: Eukaryota; Metazoa; Arthropoda; Insecta; Lepidoptera; Pieridae
Gene: Pomp
Product: proteasome maturation protein
Exons: 4
Coding region: 79-504 (141 amino acids)
Biological process (GO): proteasome assembly
Cellular component (GO): cytoplasm; nucleus
Source: RefSeq, a predicted model, not a curated record
CUUGUGAUUUGUGAAGGCAUAAAGCAAACACAGUUAAAAUUACUAAUCUGUUGUUCCAGUUCCAAAUAAUAAAACACAAUGAGUUUCGGUCUUCCUUCGGUCAAGGUAAAGCCAGACUUUGAAAACAAUGUACCACUACACGAAGGAGCAUUUGGUGUCCCCAGUCCAAUGGUGGCUGGAAUUGCAUGUACCAAAAAUAAGUUAGCAGUAGCUCAUCCACUACAAGUAUCGGAGAAAAAUUAUCACUUAAAUGAAGAAAAAAUGAAUAUGGCAAUGCUUCGAAACAUUCAAGGACUUCAUGCCCCACUCAAAUUGUCAAUGGAGAAAAAGUUUUCCAGCAAGGUUGGUCGCUUGCCUUUCCUCCCAAGCUCAAACUUUCAGCAGAACGUCCUGACUGGAAGGUAUUUGGAUAUCGGCUUUGAAGAUAUCCUAAACACUCCAGAGAUGUGUGAAGUGGCCGGCCAACCCCAUGCCGUGGUGGAAAGAUCUUUAGGUUUAUUGUAACACCUAACAUAGUGUAACAACAAAUUAUUCUCUAUCAAUUUUUAAAUAAACACAUAAAAGUAA